Molecule: messenger RNA, 1263 nt
Organism: Paramuricea clavata
Lineage: Eukaryota; Metazoa; Cnidaria; Anthozoa; Malacalcyonacea; Plexauridae
Source: the annotation of a GenBank genome assembly
AAGUACAUACUUUCAGGAGUUGUAUCUACAAUGGCGAGUAAACAUCAAAAUGGAACACACCCGUAUUCAAGUGGAAACACAAAGUUAAAAAAUGAAAUGGAGGCUGCUGUGCGAGAAGUGGCAUUACCACGAGGCGUUGAUGAAAAUGGCAGCCAUUCUGAUGAUGGUUACUCGUGGGUUGGCAGGGUGGCAGAUCUUGAAGGAGAAGUCCUUCAAUUGAAAAAUGAAUUCAAAUCGUACAAAGAGCAAUGCCGAAAUUGGUUCUUUGUUUUCGAGGAAAAACAUACUCUGCAGAAUUUUGAAGAAAAUCUAGCGUUGUACCUCUAUCCACGAGGCCGUGUGUUCGGGAAAACUGAAAUAUUCCCAAGGCUUAUGAAUUGGCUGUACGUACGACGCAAUACACCCCAAGGCGUGGUCGCAAACAGCAAGUGGUUGAAAAUCAAGCAGGAAGAAGUACAAUGGAGCCCACAUCAUCAGGAGGUUUUAAUGAAAUUCAGAAAUUUAUUGCCUAGUACCACCCAGUCAGUUGAAAUGUGGAAUCCUGUUUCGUUCACUGAAAUAGAGAUGAGAUGCAUUGCAAAUCUUAAUUGUCUCAGUGAGCGUUUGACCAAAUUGAUUGAAGAUGAGGAAAAUGAAAGAGAGCUUAUUGAAACACUCUAACGAUUUCAUUAUUUUUUUAAAAAAAUGGAUUUAAUUGUAUCUAUGAAAGUUUUUAAACGACUCAGAGUCGCCUUAAUUAAUUAAUGUAAUUAAUUAUGGAACAUUAUGAAACAUUGCAUAUAAUUCAGUGAAAUUAUAUAUUAAUAAUAAUGAACUAGGAGUAACCACAGGUUAGAAGUACGACCAUUGUACAAGCUCUGGCACACACCUAAGGUAAUUGUAUGUAAUGCUGGCUAUUAUAAUUCAAGAAGUUUAAUGCAUUAAUAAGUUAUAAGAAAAAGUCAAAAGAAAUCACUACUGUGUCGGUUGGUUUUAUAUGUGAUAAAAAAUCAUGUUAAUUUUGCAUAAACUUUAUAAUUAACUUUUGUUUUGGUUUUGUUGGCUUAGACAACAUUGACUUUUAAAAUUACUUCGCCAAUGAACUCAUAACAUUCGACAACAUUCGUACAACAUUUGUAUUUCGUGACAACUUUUAUUGAAAUGUUGUAAAUUCUACGUACUCUAACCAGGGGCCGCGGAACCUGGGGGGGAUCGGGGCAUGCCCCCCCCCCCCACACACACUUUUUUAAAAGUGAAGAAAGUGCCCUUUUUCUGGACUUUAAU